UGCAUAUAAUAGCACUAGUACAGUGAAAUGGUGUUUAUUUAAUUUUCAAAACUGAGGUUUUUGCAGUUUGGGCUUGAGCCUCUGGGUGUCACUGUUCACCAGAACAGAGGAGAAAUGAGAAAUCCUGCCCAAUUGGAGUUGCCAUUCCGUUAAACACAAGCACAAAAUAUCUGAAGGAACAAGCUGCUUGUCAGUGUAAAGAAGAAAUGGAAGUGCAUUUUCCUUAGAAAAGAGUUGGAUAGAGCAUCUUUUGAACCAGAAUCUAAGGGUCUUUAACCUGCUGCAAGAAUGGAAGGAAUUCAAAGGCUGUGGAAUUGCAGAAAGGGAAUCUUCCAGUGCCUUUUCAUGAUGUUUUCUUGGAAGGCAGUUUCUGGGCAGAUCCACUACUCCAUUCCAGAAGAGAUGCACAAAGGGUCUUCCGUGGGGAAUGUUGCAAAGGACCUGGGAAUGGAUGGCAAGCAGCUACCAGAUCAUGGACUUCGCAUUGUUUCCCCUGCAGGUAUGAUUCAGUACUUUUCUUUGAAUGCCAACAAUGGCCAUUUGCAGAUAUCUGAGAGAAUAGAUAGAGAGGAAAUCUGCAGAGAGGCAGAGAAAUGUAUGUUGAAGUUUCAGGUUCUUCUUGAAAGCAAAUUGAAGCUUUAUGGAAUCGAAGUGGAAAUUACAGAUAUAAAUGAUAAUGCUCCCCACUUCCCUCUAUGGGAACAGGAGCUGGAAAUCAGUGAGGCAUCUAUUCCUGGAUUCCAGAUCCCUCUUCCCAAAGCUCAAGAUCCAGAUUGGGGGAUAAAUUCAGUGCAGAGCUAUCAACUCACAGGCAGUAGCCAUUUUGCUUUGCAUGUGCAAACAGAAGAAAAUGGUGUCAGGCUUGUUGAACUUGUGUUGGAAAAGUCACUGGACAGAGAGGAACAAUCAGCUUAUGAUCUGCUCCUCACAGCUACUGAUGGAGGUGAUCCCAUCAGGUCUGGCACAUUACAAAUCCACAUCGUUGUCCUUGAUGCAAAUGACAAUGCACCAGUUUUCAGCCAACCUCUCUAUGAAGUGAGUGUCAAUGAGAAUAUUCCCAAGUGGUCCACAGUUUUGACAGUGAGAGCGACUGAUAUGGAUGAAGGAAUCAAUGGAGACAUUAAAUACUCUUUCCAACAAAUUACAAAGCGAGACUCCCAAAUGUUUCUGUUAAAUUCCACAACAGGUGAAAUUAUUCUAAUUGGGAAUCUUGAUUAUGAGGAAUCUUCUUUAUAUGCAUUUGAGAUACAAGCCAAAGAUGGAGGAGGCCUCAGUGACAGAUCAAAUGUUGUGAUAACUGUUAUGGAUCUGAAUGACAAUUCACCUGAAUUAUCAGUUACCUUUGCCACCAACACCAUAUUUGAAGGUUCACCAUCCCAAACGGUAAUUGCCAUUUUAAAUGUCCAAGACCGAGAUUCGGGAAUCAAUGGGGAAAUCACAUGCUCAAUCCCUAGCAACCUCCCUUUCCAGCUAAAGAAGUCCAUGGAUAACUUUUACACUUUGGUGACUGAUGGUGCCCUUGACAGAGAACAGGCGUCAGUCUUCAAUAUUACUGUCACUGUUACUGACCAUGGUGUCCCCCCUCUUUCUACUGUCACAGUUAUCACACUUCAUAUUUUAGACACCAAUGACAACCCACCCAUCUUUGAAAAAACAGACUAUACUUUCUAUUUUGUUGAGAAUAACCAAAGAGGAGCAAUGGUCUCUUCCUUAAGAGCAAAUGAUCUUGACUGGGAAGAAAAUGCCAGAAUAACAUAUUCCAUCACUGAUGACCAAAGAAGCGACUCCCGCCUCUCCUCCUACCUCUCCAUUAACUCUGAGACGGGGGUUAUAUAUGCUCUGACAUCCUUCGAUUAUGAAGAGUUUCGAGACAUUCGGUUCCAUGUAAAGGCCCAGGAUGGAGGCUCUCCACCACUCAGCUCCAACGUCUCAGUGACUCUCUUCAUCCUGGACCAGAAUGACAAUGCUCCCCAAAUCCUGUACCCCUCCCCUCCCACCGAUGGCUCCACGGGGAUAGAGCUGGCCCCUCACUCCUCUGAGCCAGGCUACCUGGUCACUAAGGUGGUGGCUGUGGAUGCGGACUCUGGCCAGAAUGCCUGGCUCUCCUACCAGCUGAUCAAGGCCACUGAGCCAGGGCUCUUCACUUUGGGGCUCCACACGGGAGAGAUCAGGACAGCCCGUUUCUUCCUGGAGAAAGAUGCCCUCAAGCAAAGCCUGGUGGUUUUAGUGAAGGACAAUGGGCAGCCACCUCUCUCUGCUUCAGCCACUCUGACUGUGGUGCUGGCUGACACCAUCCCUGCAAUCCUCUCAGACCUGAGCAGCAUCUCAGCUCCUGUAGAGCCUCCGUCGGACCUCACCUUCUACCUGGUCCUUGCAGUGGCUUUUGUCUCCUGCUUGUUCUUCACUUUCCUCCUUGUGUUACUGGCUGUCAAAUUGCACAGGUGGAGAAAUUCUCAGAUGCUUGAAUCAGGGAAUGUGAAUUUCAGCGGCGCUCCUAUCUCACAGUUUGUGGGGAUUGACGGAGUCCGAGCAUUUCUGCACUCCUACUGCCAGGAGGUUUCUCUCACUACAGACUCUAGAAAGGCAAAUUAUUCCAAUACUCUGAGCAAUAAAGAGUCUUGUGAAGCAAAGGAUCCGAUCUUACCUGGUGAAGAUUUAAACUUGAACAAUGAAGGCUUAAUCAUAGUCCAGGUGAGCAAACAAUUUUAG
Messenger RNA from Lacerta agilis (Sand lizard), 2709 nucleotides. Its product is annotated as protocadherin gamma-A6-like. Gene Ontology annotation, cellular component: plasma membrane. The transcript has a single exon. Gene Ontology annotation, biological process: homophilic cell-cell adhesion. Bases 289 to 2709 code for a protein of 806 amino acids. Gene Ontology annotation, molecular function: calcium ion binding. Lineage: Eukaryota; Metazoa; Chordata; Lepidosauria; Squamata; Lacertidae. The record is from RefSeq and is a predicted model, not a curated record.